GCCAGUAAGCCGUCCGAUCAGCGUCUUAGCAAGAUGAGGACCUCUAGGCUGGCCUGCCUGAGCGCCGCGCUGCUGGUGGCGCUCGCCGUCUCUUCAGCCCAGGGGAAGCCCGAGUGCACCUGCGGAGGCCUCGGGGCGGGAACGGACCCCUGUGCCAAGCACGGGGACAUAGUCAUCAAGGCCCCGAAAGUGGUGAAACCAGCGCAUUUCGCAGCUCCCCACGUGAUCAACGAGGCGGCGGCAGCGAGGGCGGCAGCAAACGCUGCGUCCGCUGCGGCAGGCAUUAACGGUGGUCCGGGUGGAUUCGGUGGGCCAGGUGGAUACGGAUCAGAUGGGUACGGACCGGGUGGCUAUGGGCCAGGUGGAUAUGGACCUGGUGGAUAUGGACCUGGUGGAUAUGGACCUGGUGGAUAUGGACCUGGUGGAUAUGGACCUGGUGGAUUCGGUCCUGGUGGACCUGGUGGAUUCGGUCCUGGUGGACCUUUCGGCUCCGGAGGCUGCUCCAAUCUGCCGCCAAAACCGGUACCACUUCUCGGGGGACUCUCCACCGCGGAGGUGCUCGCCCUCGGUCCCAACGCCAGAGUUCUGCCGAAAUUCGGCCCGGUCGGCGGGCCAGCGGGUGACCUGUGCAACGGAGGAGGCCCUGGAAGCGGGUCAGGCGGUCCUGGAGGCAAAUCCGGAAAUCCCAGGGUGACUCCGGCGUAUCCUGGGAAACCAAGGUGUCUGACCUGCGGAACUGCAGGGUUGGGAGCCCUUGGAGGGCUCGGUGGUCUUGGAGGACUCGGUGGACCUGGCCAGCCUUUCGGACCUGGAGGACCCUUCGGUCCCGGUGGACCGGGUGGACUUGGAGGACCUGGAGGACCCUUCGGACCUGGUGGACCAGGGGGAUUGGGUGGACCUGGAGGACCCUUUGGACCCGGUGGACCAGGUGGAGUGGGAGGACCUGGAGGACCCUUCGGUCCUGGCGGUCCGUUCGGGCCUGGUGGUCCAUUCGGCCCUGGUGGACCCUUUGGUCCCGGUGGUCCCGGUGGUCCCGGUGGUCCUGGAGGUCCUGGAGGCCUUGGUGGUCCCGAUGGUCCCCUUCUCGGGCCUGGUGGUCCCUUCCUUCCUCUGCCAGCCCUAGCUUCUUUGAGGCCUCUCGAUGACCUGAACUCGUUCGAUGCUCCGGACAGCCUUCCCUUCGACGACCAGGAGAAGAUCUACAACGGUCUGCCGACGGGAUACGUCCCGGCCGACCCGGUGUCCUUGUCUUUAGCCUUCGGUCUGGCUAGACGCACUUCCAAGGUGGUACCCGAAGAGAAGCUGGCCUACGGCCAGCAAAAGACGCCCCUGGACGGCCGGGUGCUGGAGAAGAAGCCAGACAUCCCCGAGGAGAAGCUCCUCGCGGUCGACCGACCGAUCGUCGAGCUGAAGGGGCUUCCAGGAAAAGGACCUUGCUCGGUGGCGGAAGAGGCUCUGGCCGAGCAGGCGGCGAUGGAGCAGCAGAAACUCGAAGAGGAAGCCGAAGCUCUGGCCGGUCUUUCGGCACCCUCUCUGCCUGCUAUCAGCUACAGUGACCUCGGCUACGGGCCCGAAGGACCUAGUGGCAACACAUUCAUCAACAGCAUCCCGGCUACGUCUUUAGGGUCUUUGCUAGGACCUGGAGGUGUGAUUCCCGCGGGAGCGUUGGGUCCCCUCGGGGGUCCUGGCAGCGGUCUUCCGGGUGGAGUGAUUCCAAUCGGUGGUCUUGGUGGUCUCGGUGGUCCUGGUGGAAUUCUUCCAGGAGGUUUACCAGCCGGAGUUCUUCCGGGUGGCGUGAUAGCCCUCGGUGGACCUGGUAGCGGUCCUUUCGGCCUCGGUGGACCCGGUGGUGCCGGUCCCUUCGGCCUCGGUGGUCUUCUGGGACUCCCAGGGUACGGUCGCACCUCGGCGUGCGGACCCCUAGGGCCUCCGGUCCCAGGAUACAUUCCUGGGAACGUGCUUCCUCGCGAUGACGAACCUGCGGACGGUGGCGACGAUGGUGCUCCAAGUGGCGAGGCCGACGGCGGAGAUAGCGACGAGGACGACGACGGCGAGGCCUCCGCUCUGUCCGGCGGGAUCCUCAGCAGAUUGAAGCCCCCAAAGAAGGGGUCUUGCUCCACCCACGGACAGGAAAUUCUCUCAAUCAACCCCUUGUCCUGCGGAUGUUCUCCCGGGUGCUCGCACUGAAAAGCAAUCGAGACGUUGACGAUGACAAGAACGACGGAAGGAGACUCCGAAGACCCUGAAGACGCUUGAGUCGCGCCGUUAGGAUUACCUGCUAGCACUAGGGUCCUCGUUCCCCGAGGACGUUGACGCCACGGGCAAGGACGGGGUUCUUGUGUGCAACUAGUCGUAAUUUAGAGCGCUGGACCCUAAGACGCGUCUGUGACACUUGCGAGGAAUAAAUGAAAAGAUCUACAAAAAA
Orussus abietinus is the source of this 2425-nucleotide messenger RNA. Its product is annotated as spidroin-2. Bases 34 to 2187 code for a protein of 717 amino acids. The record is from RefSeq and is a predicted model, not a curated record. NCBI's taxonomy places the organism in Eukaryota, Metazoa, Arthropoda, Insecta, Hymenoptera, Orussidae. The transcript is spliced from 4 exons.